AUGAAGGUGCUGGACAUCUUGUACUCCAUAUCGCUCCUCUCCGCCCUCUCUACUCUUUCUUUCGCAGCCCCUCUCCCCGAAUCUCCCACCCUCGCCGAUUCUACCUCCAUCUCCCACCUCGCCUCCAAUGCAUCUCCCCGGGCACUCCCGGACGGGGUCGAGCUCGUCUCUCUGGCCACCCUUCAGACGAUGGAGAGACGCAUGGUCUUCACGGGGCAUGCAGCCGGUGACGGUAACGGGCACGUCAAGCGAGAAUUUCAUCCUGUCGGACGACCUGAUGCUGCAGACCACGUCAGUAGCGAGGGACAGAUUCAGCACUUGGCCAAGCGAAAGAAGAAGACGAAGACUAAUUUCAAGACGACCACAACCAUCGCAGCGGCAGCCGCUACAGAAGCAGCCAGCCAGGGAUUAAAGCUGGCGAUGGUUUACGAGUCCAUCACCAGUCAAAAGACGUCGGUUGGUACUAUUACUGAAAAGUGUCUGACUCCCCUCAACGAUCCCUCGCAACAAUUCUGUCAGACUCUUCUCGACGGCCAGUCGCUGGGCGGUGGUGAUGCUGGCCUCACCGGAUCCACCGGGUCUUCCAAUUCUUCUUCGUCGUCUGCUGUUUCUUCAAGAAGCUCAAGUUCAGUCGCUUCUUCAUCUUCAAGCGCUGUGGCCUCUUCGUCAAGCUCGACCACGGCGUCUGUUGCGUCUUCUAGCGCGGCCGUCUCAUCCUCUUCCGCGGUAGCAUCUGCUGACAUUGCUUCAUCGACCAAAGCCGCCGCUGCUAGUAUAAGCUCAAGCAGCUCUGCCGAUACUGCCACUGCCUCUAUCAGCUCUGAUUCUGCUUCUGUGACAGAAUCAAGUACGAGCUCUGUGGAUGUCACCGCUGCGUCCGAUGGGGUCAGUACAAGCUCUGUCUCUUCUGCUGCCCUUGCUGCUGCAAGCGGUGCUGAUCAAGUCACUGCUAUUGGUGCAGUCAGCACUACCGACGUCCCCGGUCAAAACCUACAAGUCCUCCCCAUCGGUCUCGGUAUCUUUGGAGGUCUCGCUGCAAUAACCCUCAUAGUGGUCGGCUACGUGACUUGGCAGCGACGCAGGUUCAAGCAACAGUUUAGGAGCAGAAAGCUCGCGGAGAAGGCGGCGCCUCCGGGUAUGGCUUAG
This is a messenger RNA of Cryptococcus wingfieldii CBS 7118, 1146 nucleotides long. RefSeq lists its product as hypothetical. The record is from RefSeq and is a predicted model, not a curated record. NCBI's taxonomy places the organism in Eukaryota, Fungi, Basidiomycota, Tremellomycetes, Tremellales, Cryptococcaceae. The transcript is spliced from 6 exons. Bases 1 to 1146 code for a protein of 381 amino acids.